AUGAACGACGACAAUGGCUUAUCUUCAGCGGCUACAGAGAAUAAGGCGAACGAAGGCAGAAAUGCAGAUUCUCUACCAGCUAGUGUCUCAGCCGUUUAUGCUCGACUGCCUUUCCCGCAAAUGUGCAACAGCAAUAUUGAAGCUUGGUUUGUAACCAUGGACUUCUGGUUUACAGCAUCGGGUAUUAUUUCAGACAAGCAAAAGGCAGCCACCGUGCUAACAGCGUUAAGCCCUAAUGUAAUUUCGCAGUUAACCGAGGUUAUUGCAGCGAUUCCGGUGACAGACAGAUUCGAUUAUAUCAGGCGCAAAAUAAUAGAGCAUUUUGCAGACAGUGAGCAGAGGCGUCUCAACAGACUGUUGUCCGAACUACCCCUUGGCGACAGAAAACCGUCCGAGCUGUAUUUUGAGAUGAAGCGAGUAGCUGGUAGUACUUUGGGCGAAGCAGCUUUAAAGGGGUUAUGGACGAAGCGGCUGCCUCAGUUUGUUCAGCCUGUUGUGGCUGCGUCAACGGGUACAGCGGCAGAGUUUACGAAAAUCGCAGAUUCCAUUGUUGAUGCUGUUUCACCCGGACAAUUGUGUCAAGUGAGAGACCAAUCAAAGAGCGAGCUAAACGAUUUGCGGGCAGCAAUAGUGGAAAUGGGUAAGGAGCUGGACGAAUUUUCUUUGCGAUCACGUUCUCGAUCCCGCAGGCCAACCACAGGACGAAAUCAAUCUCGAAGGCGCGACAAGAGCCAAAACAACAACGAUUCUUUUGAAGAAUGUUGGUACCAUCGGACAUAUGGCCGUAAAGCGCAAAAGUGUCGAAGCCCAUGUAAGUACAAACAACACCAAGCGAAUGAAGUGCGGUCCGGCGAAAACAAUUGA
Molecule: messenger RNA, 864 nt
Organism: Musca vetustissima
Lineage: Eukaryota; Metazoa; Arthropoda; Insecta; Diptera; Muscidae
Exons: 1
Coding region: 1-864 (287 amino acids)
Source: RefSeq, a predicted model, not a curated record